CGCCGGGAAGGACUGGGAGUUGGAGGCCCCGAACGGUCCGUUGCAGUUGGUAACUGUUGUCGGUACCAUGUCCCGCGUGUCGGUGCCCUGCCAUGUGAAAGGCACCGUAGCCCUGCAGGUUGGUGACGUGCGGACCUCCCAAGGCCGACCUGGCGUUCUGGUCAUCGAUGUCACCUUCCCGAGCGUCCCACCCUUCGAGUUGCAGGAGAUCAUGUUUAAGAAUUACUAUACAGCCUUUUUGAGCAUCCGUGUUCGUCAGCAUACCUCGACACACACACCAGCCAAAUGGGUGACCUGCCUGCGGGACUACUGUCUGAUGCCUGACCCACACAGUGAGGAGGGAGCCCAGGAGUACGUAUCACUGUUCAAACACCAGAUGCUGUGUGACAUGGCUAAAGUACUGGAGCUACGCCUGAUUCUGCGGCAGCCAUCACCACUGUGGCUGUCUUUCACAGUGGAGGAGCUGCAGAUCUACCAGCAGGGACCAAAGAGCCCCUCCAUUACCUUCCCCAAGUGGCUCUCCCACCCAGUGCCCUGUGAGCAGCCUGCCCCCCUCCUUGAGGGUCUCCCAGACCCCAGCAGGGUAUCCUCCGAGGUGCAGCAGAUGUGGGCGCUGACAGAGAUGAUCCGGGCCAGUCACACUUCCACAAGGAUCGGCCGCUUUGAUGUGGAUGGCUGCUAUGACUUGAACUUGCUCUCCUACACUUGAAUGGUGGAUCCUAGCUGAGAUGUUGGCCUUUCUGUGCCUACCCAGGCUUGGUUUGGACCACCAGAGGCCGAACUGUGUUCCCUGUACAUUCUGAGUGUUGCCUGCAUACCUGUUCUGUCUGGGCCAUGUUCACAGACUCAAGAUUCUGGGGGGCUUACUGUUUUGCUUCAGCAUGAGCUCCCCGCAGGAGUGUGCUCUGUCUUCACCCGACUGUAAUCCAUCUCUUCCUUCUCCUCCUCUAAAAGCACUCCAUUUCUACUUGUUAAAAAUCUCCAAGUGUUCUCUGGCCCUCCUGCCAACAUGUACACUCCUGUCUUUUGCCACUCCCAUCACCCUGAGUGCAGUGGGCUGGGAUGACCUACUAGAACCUGCUCCAUCUAACCUUGGAAGGCCACUGCUACCAUGGCACUCUUGCAGAUUGGGAAGUUUGAGGAAGAAACAGAAACCCCAUUUCUUCCUCUGCACCCCCUACUGGACUUCUUUCCCUUUAUGUUUUGCUCACAAAAAGAAAUGUCCUGUCUAAACUCUUCCGCUGCCUAGGAAGCAAAGCUGGGGAUUUGGGUAGCCUAAAUCCCUCAGUCCCUGAGCUGGCUCCUGGACAUAUGUUCAAAUGGGUGUUCCCAUUGGUCCUGGGCAGGUGCCUCUGAAAAGGCCAGGGCCUGAGAAUGAGACCUGGGACCUAUCUGCCAUCUGACCAAAGCACAUCCCUGUCCCUUCUCCCAAUUGUCCCUUUCCAAGAGUCAUAAUGAGGCAUCAAUCUUGGUGGGGGGCAGGUCCAAGUGAGGGUUCUCACUGAGGCCUUUAAAGAGGCUGAGUUCCUCCAUUACCUCAGGUUAACAGUUAAAGGAUGCAGGCUGCUGUUCCUUCAUGUGAGAAGCUUGUGAGAAAAAUCCCACUUCCCCCCUGGCUCUUCCUGGCUUUGCCUCUGGGGGGUAUUAUGAAGUAAAAUUCCAGCAUGUCUUGGACUUGCAAAAUUGGAUAUGUGUGUGGCCCAACAGUUUUCUGGGGGAAUUUGAGCCACCUUUUGGUGGCCACCCUCUGCUGUCAUCCAUCAGAGUUCUUGCAGGUGGUGUCUUUACCUGCAGGGUCAUUUACUUAGCCCCAUUUAGCUUUUUCUGAAAGGUUGAUGACCAUAAUCCUGUUUUCAGGGAUCAAAGAUCCUCAGUGUGUGUGUGUGAGUGGAGAGGACCCUGGGGUGGCAGAGACCAUGCUACAUUCAAAGCUGUGUCCUCAGCACCCAGCACAAGGCAUGGUGUACAGCAAGAUCAAUAAAUACUUGUGGAAGCAUGA
This is a messenger RNA of Cynocephalus volans (Philippine flying lemur), 1999 nucleotides long. It is a transcript of the gene NICN1, whose product is annotated as nicolin 1, tubulin polyglutamylase complex subunit. Bases 68 to 709 code for a protein of 213 amino acids. Gene Ontology annotation, cellular component: nucleoplasm. The record is from RefSeq and is a predicted model, not a curated record. The transcript has 6 exons. Lineage: Eukaryota; Metazoa; Chordata; Mammalia; Dermoptera; Cynocephalidae.